GCCGCACACAAACACACAUUCACCGGACAUAGAUGAAGAGUGAAAGAAAACAGAAGGAAGAGUGUUUGUAACUCAUCCGACCAUCGCGUUCAGAUCAGUUCUGAAGAACUGAAAGCUGCUGUCUCUGCUAGUUUUUGAAAUUGUCCUGUUUUUGAGUUGUUUUAACAUGGGUCUGGCCAUUUCAGGCGUCUUCUCACGUAUGUUUGGGAAAAAGCAGAUGCGAAUUCUCAUGGUUGGUCUGGAUGCAGCUGGGAAAACCACAAUCUUGUACAAACUCAAACUGGGAGAAAUAGUCACAACAAUUCCAACUAUAGGUUUUAACGUCGAGACGGUUGAGUACAAGAACAUUUGCUUCACCGUGUGGGAUGUGGGUGGUCAGGAUAAGAUCAGGCCGCUCUGGAGACACUACUUCCAGAAUACGCAGGGUCUGGUUUUUGUUGUGGACAGUAACGAUCGUGAGCGAGUGCAGGAAGCUGCUGAAGAGCUUCAGAAGAUGCUUCAGGAAGAUGAACUGAGAGACGCUGUUUUGCUGGUGUUUGCAAACAAACAGGACCUGCCUAAUGCGAUGCCCAUCAGUGAGAUGACAGAAAAACUGGAACUGCAAACACUCAGGAGCCGAACUUGGUAUGUCCAGGCGACGUGUGCGACUCAAGGGACGGGUUUAUACGAGGGAUUAGACUGGCUUUCCGAGCGGCUCUCCAAACACUAAACUGCAUAACAUGGAUUCAUAUAUUUCCAAAGGACAUGAUUUGAUGCAAUGAUGAUGAUGUCACAGAAGCUGUUUGUGUAUCAAUUUCAAUUGAUUGUUACCAAAAAUUAACCUGAUGAUGUUCAUCUUUGGCAGUGCAGCUUCACAUUUUGCUCCUUUGUAAUUCUUUGGACCUUAGCAUCACUGGGAUUCUUUUCUCCCAAGAUUCAUUCCACUUUAUUUGUGUAAGGCAUACACCGAUCAGCCACAACAUUAAAACCAACUGCCUAAUAUUGUGUAGGUCCCCCUCGUGCCGCCAAAACAGAACCAAAACACAUCUUAGAACAGCAUUCUGAGAUGAUAUUCUUCUCACUACAAUUGUACAGAGCAGUUAUCUGAGUUACUGUAGACUUUAUCAGUUUAAACCAGUCUGGCCAUUCUCUGUUGACCUCUCUCAUCAACAAGGUGUUUCCAUCCACAGAAUUGCCGCUCACUGGAAGUUUUUUGUUUUUGACACCAUUCAGAGUAAAUUCUAGAGACUGUUGAGUGUGAAAAUCCCAGAAAUACUCAAACCAGCCCGUCUGGCACCAACAAUCAUGCCACGCUCCAAAUCACUGAAAUCAAAUUUUUCCCCAUUCUGAUGGUUGAUGUGAACAUUAACUGAAGCUCCUGACCCGUAUCUGCAUGAUUUUAUGCACUGCUGCCACAUGAUUGGCUGAUUAGAUAAUCACAUGGAUGCACAUGUUGGUGCCAGAUGGGCUGAUUUGAGUAUUUCUGGGAUUUUUGGAAACUUCUGUUUUUGUGUAUAUCUCAUACUAAAUUGUUCCAAAAAUUCAAACUAAAUCUAACAUAAACAAAGGCAAUCUGAGAAAACACAAAAUACAGUUUUUAAAUGAUUUAAAAAUAUAUACAAUACCAACUGGGUCUGUGUGAAAAAGUAUCUGCCCCCUUUGUCACUAAAUCCCCAAAUCUAUAUAACUGCAUUCAUAAUGGGGUUCAGCUGGACUAGACACACCCAGACCUGAUUACUGCCGGCCCUAUUCAAUCAAAUCAACACCUACAUAGAACAUUUUCAGCAGCAUGAAUUUGGCUAAACGGUCUCAUCCAGUAGCGCACUAUGCUAAGAUUGAAAGAAAUUAAAGAAAUAAGGAAAAAGGAGAUUGAAAUGCCUUUGAUUGAAUUCAGUCUGGGAAGGGUUAAAAAUCUAUUUCAAAGGCUCUGGGACUCCAAUGAACCUCAGUGAGGGCCAUUAUCUCCAAAUUGAGAAAACUUGGCACACUAGUGAACAUUCCCAGAAGUGACCAACCUUCCAAAAUUCCUCCAUAAGUACAGCGAUGAUUCAUCCAUGAAUUCACAAAAAUGCCAAGAACAACAUCCAAGGAACUGCAGGCCUCUCUCACAUCAUUAAAGGUCACUGUUCAUGACUCCGCUAUCAGAAAGAUGCUGGACAAAAAUGUUGAGGUGAAAAUCACUGCUAAACCAGAAGAACAUUAAGGCUUGUCUGAAUUUUGCCAAAACACACCUUGAUGAUCCUCAAAUCGUUAGGGAGAAUGUUCUGUGGACUGAUGAGUUGAAACUGGAACUGUUUGGAAGACAGGUGUCCUGUUACAUCUGGCAUAAAUCCAACACAGAAUUCUACAAAAAUAACAUCAUACCUACGGUCAAGUAUGUUGGUGGUCAUGUGAUGGUGUGGGGAUGCUUUGCUGCUUCAGAGCGAAUUGCAAUAAUUGAGGGAAACAUGAAUUCUUUCAGAAAAUCCUAAAGGAGAAUGUCCUGUCAUCAGUCUGUGAGAUGAAGCUCAAGCACAGCUGGAUUAUGCAGCAAGACAUUGAUCCAAAGCAUAGGAGUAAGUCCACCUCUGAAUGACUCAAAAGAAACAACAUUAAAGUUUUGGAGUGGUAAAAGUUGCAUUUGUUUUAUGUUAUAUCUUGCUGGAAAAUCUAAAACAAUGUAGUAUGAAAAAUAUACAAAAAUGGAAGAAAUCAGUAUGGGGGCAAAUACUUUUUCACAGCACUGUACAUUACAAGAAGGAAAGCCUCCAAAUCAGAUGCUCAAAUGUUUAUUAAAUAGAGUCCAGUAUAGAAUCAGUUUCAUUUUUUGUAAUUCUUGUGUGUGUUUUGUAUAAGAAGUGAAAAAGAUUGGAUGUGUGAUCAACAUUUUCUUCUCAAAUGAGAUUACUGAUCUGUUUUAUACUUCACAAGUUUAACUUAAUGUCUAAAAAUGUACAUUGAAUGUCAUUCCUUUUUUGCUCACUUGUACAGUAUCUAACUUCCAUUUUACAAACUUGACUUGUAAUGUCUUUUGGAUGUUUAUAAGAAGGCAUUGCUUUUGUUGCUUAAAGCAUA
Xyrauchen texanus (razorback sucker) is the source of this 3033-nucleotide messenger RNA. Its product is annotated as ADP-ribosylation factor 4-like. Gene Ontology annotation, molecular function: GTP binding; GTPase activity. The record is from RefSeq and is a predicted model, not a curated record. The transcript is spliced from 6 exons. Gene Ontology annotation, cellular component: plasma membrane; cytoplasm. NCBI's taxonomy places the organism in Eukaryota, Metazoa, Chordata, Actinopteri, Cypriniformes, Catostomidae. Bases 167 to 709 code for a protein of 180 amino acids. Gene Ontology annotation, biological process: intracellular protein transport; vesicle-mediated transport.